AAAAACCCGGGGAUGAUUUGUGAAGAAAUCAUCCUUGUAAAGCUAUUGGUUCUGGUCAUCAGCCUUUAUCCAAUGCUUUGGCGGUGAUGCUGCUGCUGCUCUAUUUGGGAAGUUGGCUGGCUCUCAAGGCAGUCUCGUUCUCUCUCUCUCUCUCCCCCUCCCUCCCUCUCCUCAAAGGCUGUUCCACAGUGAAAAUAUGCUCAGUGCAGCUGAGUGCAUGAAUGAAAAAGCCUCUGGUAUCUUUUAGGCGAGCAAAAUGCUGCACAACGCGCAACUUACCUUGGCUUUUCUCCUGUCCCAGGUGCUGCUGCUCGCGUCCACAGAAGAUUUAGAAUGCAUCCCCGGAUUCCAACAAAAGGUUUUUCAUAUUGAACAUCCGUCUGCAUUCACGGCGGACCAGGCAAUUCUGAAUUUGAUAUUUGAUGACUGCCAAGGAAAUCACAGAUUGAACUUCAAAGUUUCCAACCCAGACUUCAAAGUGGAACCCGACGGGGCUUUAGUUGCACUGAGAAAUUUAUCAGAAGCCGGCACAGCCUUGUUUAUCCACGCCCGGUCAGCACGCGCUGAAGAUACGGCAGAGGUAUUGAUUGUUGGCAGAAAAGAGAAGCACGCUUCUUUAAAGGAAAUAUUUAAGGCGGAAGCCAGCUUCGGAAUUAUAAGGCAAAGAAGGUCCAUUGUGGCAACUCCAAUCUUAAUUCCUGAAAAUCAAAGAUCUCCAUUUCCAAGAACUGUAGGCAGGGUUGUAGACAAUGACAAACCAGAAGGUUCCAAAUUCCGGAUUUUCGGGAAAGGAGUGGAACAGGACCCAAAGGGAGUUUUCAAAAUUGUUGAGAGCACCGGAGAGGUCCUUGUGACGCGAUCCCUCGACAGGGAAUCCAUUGCCACCUACCAGCUCCAGGUGGAGAUCACGGAUGGCAGCGGGAAGAGCAUAGAAGGCCCUGUCCCUCUCGAUAUUAUCAUUAUUGACCAGAACGACAACCGGCCACUUUUCCGGGAAGGUCCGUACAUUGGGCACGUCAUGGAGGGGUCUCCUACAGGAAGUACAGUGAUGCGUGUGACUGCCUUUGAUGCUGAUGACCCAUCCACAGAUAACGCUCUUCUGAGAUAUAAUAUCCUCAAGCAGACACCAGAUAAGCCGUCCCCAAACAUGUUCUACAUUGACCCAGAGAAAGGAGACAUUGUCACCGUUGUGUCGCCUGCCAUGUUGGACCGUGAAACUUUGGAAAAUCCUAAGUAUGAGCUAAUUAUUGAAGCCAAGGACAUGGGAGGUAUGGAUGUUGGAUUAACAGGCACCGCAACAGCCACAAUUGUAGUGGAUGACAAGAAUGACCAUGCACCAGAAUUUACCAAGAAAGAGUUUCAAGCCACGGUGAAGGAAGGCAGCACGGGAGUCAUUGUGAAUUUAACCGUCGAAGACCGGGACGACCCAGCGACGGGUGCAUGGAGAGCGGUGUACACCAUCAUCAACGGAAAUCCUGGCCAGAGCUUUGAAAUCCACACCAAUCCCAAGAACAAUGAGGGGAUGUUGUCUGUGGUCAAGCCUUUGGACUAUGAAAUUUCCGCUUUCCACACGCUGCUGAUCAAAGUAGAAAAUGAAGAUCCAUUGGUUCCAGACAUAGCAUACGACACCAGCUCGACGGCAACAGUUCAGAUCACCGUUUUGGAUGUUAACGAAGGCCCUGUUUUCCACCCAGAUCCCAUGACUGUCACUAAACAAGAAAACAUCCCUAUUGGAAGCGUCGUGUUAACAGUCAAUGCUACGGAUCCUGACACUUUGCAGCAUCAGACUAUAAGGUAUUCCACUUACAAAGACCCAGCAGACUGGUUGGAAAUCAACCCGAACAAUGGUACCAUUCGCACGUCAGGGAUACUUGAUCGUGAAUCCCCAUUUGUGUCCAACAAUGUGUACACGGCAUACUUUUUGGCAAUCGACAGUGGUAGCCCUCCGGCAACGGGGACAGGGACAUUGCAAAUCAUAUUGGAAGACGUCAAUGACAACCCACCCUCCCUUCACCAAACUGUCUUAAGCGUCUGCGAAGACAUGAAAGAUGUGAAGGUCAUCCUGGGCGCCUUAGAUAAGGAUAUCCGUCCUAAUACAGACCCAUUCAAGUUUGAGCUGAGCAAACAGUCGGGUCAAGAUAAAGCAUGGAAAAUCACCAGAAUCAACAAUACUCACGCCCAAAUCACCCUGCCUCAAAACUUGAAGAAAGCCAACUACAACAUCCCUAUUUUGGUGACAGAUUCUGGGAAACCUCCUCUAACUAACAGUACAGAACUGAAAAUCCAGGUGUGCUCCUGCACGAAAUACAAAUUUGACUGCAGCGCAUCAUCCACCCUCCAUGCCAGCAUGGUCCUAGCCUUCGUUUCGCUCUUCAGUUUAUUUCGCCUGUAACACCUGCUGACACCUGAAGCUGGCCUCGCGUGCUGCCCUGGUGACAAGCAAAGGAUCUCCAUCCUGAUUGGAAGGUCACCUCUGACUGUUACGAUUCCUCCCCUCCUCAGCCUCAGUUGCUCCGGAUCUGGCACUUUGCAACCUCACUCCAUCCUUCCUUCCUUCCAGCUGCACGAUUGUAUCUGACGAAACCUCCAGCCUGGCUCCGGCUUGACCGAUGGAUUCCUUCACAUAACACCAGCGGUUGGUAUGAGAUCGCAUGCCGAGUGGUUGAAAAAUGAGGCAACAUCAGCAAAAUAAAAACGUUAACAAAGAGACCACGGCACCGAAUGCCUGAUCUUCUGGGAGCAGGAUCGCAGAAUGACUCCAUUUCCCUUCCUCUCUGUUGACUUGUUGCUAUUCAACUGUUUAAAAAAAAUGUCUGUGGGUUAGUAUUUGUAUAUGUAUGAGUGUAUGUAUAUGUAUAUAUAUUUAUAUAGAGAGAAGAGAUAUACAAUAGGGUUAGCUUUUGUAUGGCAUUCACCGUAGGCUUGUGGUCAGUGGGGCAGAGAAUAGCACAGGGGCAUGAUUGAGAACCGAAACCAGUAAGAUCCAAACUCAGCAUAUGCUACGUAUACAAUGGUUUAACCCAAAGGAGAGAACAUAAGAGAGAAAGUCAAAAAAUGGCCACAUUGGUGGCACCCUUUCUUCCUUUUUUUUAAAAAAAGGGACCACCUUUUUUGAGCAUUAUGCACAACUGAUUCAUCUGCCUUCCCUUUCACAUAGAAGAUCUUGCCUAGCAUUUCCAGUAGCCAAUGAGAGCCAGCCUGGUAUAGUGGUUUGAGCAUUGGGAUGCAGCUCUGGAGGACUGGGUUGAAUGCCCAAUUUGGCCAUGGAAACCAUAGGAAAGGCACACUUUCUCAGCCUGAGAAAAACCCAUGACAGAGUCAUCUUAGGGCUGCUGAAAAUCUGAAAUGACUUGAAGGCACUCAACAAUAACAGUGGAAGGACUUCUUCAUGGGUGGAAGCAUAGUGCUGCUAUCUGUGUUAAUGCAAAAAUGACUCCAAGCAGCUUUCUGUUUGAGAAGUGUGUCUUGCAUUGGAGGGGAAUUUCCAUCUAGCUUAGAAUUGGCCUGACAAACAGUCAGCUCUCCAUAUUCACUGGGGUUAGGGGUGCAGGACCCUCACUAAGGCAAAUACUACAAAUAAAUACAUUUUUUUGUAUCCUGAAAGAACAUAUCUUGAAGAAUACCAAGGUCUUCUAGUGCAGCUCUGUAAUCAGCUUCCAUAGAAUUGUACUCGAAGACCGAGAAAUUCGUAGAGGUUCUCUCCAAUCUAUCUAUGGCAAAAGUUGGCUGCAGUACUGCACUAGGGAUUUUAUAGAGUGACAGACCAUAUUACUGUAUUGACUUGAGUCUAAUGUGCAUCUCUAUUUUCAAAACCUGGAAACCCAAAAAAGAAUUUGCCAGAUAUUACAUGAAUCUAAUGUGCACCCUAAUUUUGGGGAGGUAAUUUAAUCCAAAAAGGUGAGCAUUAGAAUCGGUAAUCAAAUAUAAAACUGAAACCUACAAAUAUGAAAACUGAGUAUAGUUGGGUUGUUGUAGGUUUUUUCAGGCAAUAUGGCCAUGGUCUAGAGGCAUUCUCUCCUGACGUUUCGCCUGCAUCUAUGGCAAGCAUCCUCAGAGGUAGUGAGCCCGAAAAAACCUACAACAACCCAGUGAUUCCGGCCAUGAAAGCCUUCGACAUUACAUUGAGUAUAGUUGAUUAAAGGCAGUUGUAUCAAUAAAAAAAGAAGAAUCAUCAUGUCAUUACACUUUGACUCAGACUCCCAUCAGUCCCAAUAAUCAAGGGAUUAUUAAAAACACUUGGGGAAUCACAUGUUUUCCAUCCCCUCUUUAGGUAUGAACAUACUAUAUCAGUUUUCAGCUUUCCAGUAAUAAUUUAUAGACUUGUGCACAGAUCUGUUUUUAGCUGACCCCUUCAGCCAUUCGGCUUAUCCAUUUCAGCAAGGGGCCAGCAGUCAUGGAUUCCCAUCUGUAACAGGACCACAUGGCAGCCGAUCACAGCUCCUCCUCCCUGAUUCGGCAUCACAGUUGAAUUGUUUUGAUUUUCCUUUAUUUUCCUGAUUAUUUUUAUUUAGUGGAACUAACCAGGAGUUGGGGACCUGAGGGAUGGUGGGUGGUGUGCACAUGUGCAUUUGGGGGCUUGGUCGGAGUCAGUCGCUCUUUAGCUUCUUUAUCUCCUUCAGAAAAUACUUCUAAAAGAUAAUAAUAAUGAUUAAUAAUAGUAAUCCCAGCAAACAAAAAGAGAAGCCUACCUCUUCUCUCCUCUAGAGUAGAAAGUAGAUUUAAGGAAGCAAAAACCCAAGCAGAAAGGAGAUUGCAGGCAGCAGAGAAAAAAGAGGAGAUUUUUAAGGUAGUUCAGGGAAGAUAGCUCCGCUGAGCUCCAGGUCAUCACUCUUCCUUUCCUGGGACUCCUUAAAAAUGCCUUGGAAAUCUGCAUGGCAUGCUGCUGGAGCUGUGAGAGAAAGAGUGCACACCUGCAGCUAUAAGCGCCCCUCCUCUAGAGUAGAAGCAGCUAUAAGAAGCAUUAAACCCGGUCUCCUGUAUAAACCCGGUGGCACAGUGGGUUAAAGCACUGAGCUGCUGAGCUUGUUGAUUGAAAGGUCGCAGGUUCAAUUCCGGGGACCGGCGUGAGCUUCCACUGUCAGCCCUAGCUUCUGCCAACCUAGCACUUUGAAAACAUGCAAAUGUGAGUAGAUCAAUAGGUACCACUCCGGCGGGAAGGUAACGGCGCUCCAUGCAGUCAUGCCGGCCACAUGACCUUGGAGGUGUCUACGGACAACGCUGGCUCUUCGGCUUAGAAAUAGAGAUGAGCACCACACCCCAGAGUCAGACAUGACUGGACUUAAUGACAGGGGACUACCUUUACCUUACCUGUAUAAACAGAAGGGAAAGCAUCCAGAAAGAGUGGCAUCUUAACUCUGAUGCUUUUUAGAAUCCAGGUAUCAAUAAAAGAUAUGGAAGGGGAACCUGUGGGAGGUCUCUCCCCCAUAAUGAGCUGGAUACUAGGGUGCUUCCUUAACCCCAGACUCCCUUGAAGGGAAGAGGGGAAAAGCUCCCAAGGGAAAGGAGAGCCUCAAAGUUCCCCACUUUUUUUUUGUAUGCGGAACGAAAAUGCCCAUUUGCAAUGUGCCUGUUUUUGGGAAGCCCACAAAAAAUCAGAUAUUGCGGAGGGAGGUGUUCCGGUAUCCAGCAAGCAGAAACAGAUCAAAGUUCAGCCAAAAUGCACAAGCCUAAUAAUGUAUAGUGGAAAUUAUUGUUACUCAGUUCUGUCAUGGUUUGGUAGCACUCAUGUCAUUCAAACUCACCAUUAUUUAAAGAUUUCCCAUAAAUCUCCCCACUUCUUUUACGUCACUGAAUUCAUAAUGACUAAUCAGUUCUCUCUCGACCCCCAUGAAAGCUAGCUCUCAUUAUAAGACAACACUUGGACCCACCUAGGCAAAUAAUAAUAAUAAUGUUGUUAUAUAAAUAUAUACAUAUAUGAUUUGUUUUGAAGCUAGUAUAUACACAUACAUACACACACAGGCACACACACAGUUUUAAAUGCAAACUAACAAGAGCGCUCCUUUUUUUGUUCCUUUCCCUUUUUUGUGCAAGGCAACCACACUCGCUUGCAAAAACCAUAGGGAAUAACGGGGUCUUUCAUGGUGUAUGAAUAUGAAUCCAUUUUUUUAAUUAAGAAAGGAAAACUAUAUUAUUCCGUGAGCAUGUAAGGUAACAGAAAACUCUUUUAACUGUAUCAUCGAGACGACCAUCCUGUUAAUAAAUUGUAAAUGAUCCACGAAGCUCACACCAAAUUGUUUUUAUAACAAAAGGGGGGCGGGGGGAUUAAUCAGCAAAAAAAAAAAAACUAAAAUAAAAGAGAAAGAGAGAGAGAAGUAUUAAGGAACAGAACUGUGGCUUUUAAUAGAACCAGGCAGUAACUAGGGGUAAGGUAAGUGUCAUAGACUCUUUUAAUAAAGUUGCUUAUUUAAAGUUUGAAUUGCAGAGCUUUCUUCUUCUUAUGCAAUAGAAUGUCGCAUCUGUAUAUCAUGGGUUGGAUUGGGACAGAACCCACACUUCCUACUGUAUGUUUUCCAGCACUUCUUUCUAUGUCAUACCUCUGUUCUGACAAGAGCUUUUUUUUUCUUUCAAGUCAUUAAAUAAAUCCAACCAUA
Molecule: messenger RNA, 6590 nt
Organism: Anolis sagrei ordinatus
Lineage: Eukaryota; Metazoa; Chordata; Lepidosauria; Squamata; Anolidae
Gene: CDH13
Product: cadherin 13
Biological process (GO): cell-cell adhesion mediated by cadherin; cell morphogenesis; cell-cell junction assembly
Cellular component (GO): adherens junction; plasma membrane; catenin complex
Molecular function (GO): cadherin binding; calcium ion binding
Source: RefSeq, a predicted model, not a curated record